This is a messenger RNA of Eurytemora carolleeae, 1155 nucleotides long. RefSeq lists its product as uncharacterized. The coding region runs from base 101 to 1078 and encodes 325 amino acids. NCBI's taxonomy places the organism in Eukaryota, Metazoa, Arthropoda, Copepoda, Calanoida, Temoridae. The record is from RefSeq and is a predicted model, not a curated record. The transcript is spliced from 11 exons.
UUGUUUGCAAAUAUUUCAGAGUAAAUAUAGUGACGCAAUAAAGUGCUUAUAUGUGACGCAUAUAUUAAACUUGGAAUAGAUUAUUUGUCAAGGUUAUAAAAUGUUUCUAUUUCUACUUCUAGUUCUGGUUCACUCAGUGCAGCCUUUCAGUAUAACUACAACUACUGCCAGUUCUGGUCAAACUAUAGAUAAACCGGCAAAUAGUGGGAAAAAUGCUCAAGCUGUGACUCUAUCUUGUCGCCUGGAACUGAGUCCUGGGGACCACUGGACCUCUUGUGCCUGGUCCCACGUCUUUCCUGAUGUUUGGGGUCUAACGAACAGUCCUGGGUAUGUGAUGUGCACAGUGAGUAGUAUUAACGGAGAUGGAGCCCCUUGUCAGGAUGUGGGAAAUCUUAAAGGAACGUAUGAUGGAGCAUACGAUACGGGUAAUGCCUGGGUUGGAUCCUACGUAUCUCGUAUAUCUCAUGAUGUUACUGAGAACUCCUGUGGACUAACUAUCAAUAGUCCGAAUGCAAAUGAUACAGGUGUAUGGAAAUGCCAUGUAAAAGACAAUACAGUUGGAUCCUCAGCUAGUGUUUUCUGGUCAGAGAUAAACCUUUACGUAGCAAACAAGAGCGAGGUUGUGAUCACAGAUCCUGCCCUGGAUUCAGGAAUGGAUAAAAGUCUGUGGGUGGAUAUUUCUCAGAGCAGAGGGAGGAUUCAGGCAUCGUGCAAGUCCUUGUAUGGAGUACCUCCACCUGAGAUACGCUGGUACAUAGAUGAAUUAAGGAACAGGAUUUCUACUAGAGAUGCUACAAUAACCUCCACAACCAGCUCAACAGGGGAGUCCGUAACUUCAACCAUAUCAAUGGAUUUAGAUGAAAUGAUAUUAAGUUCUUACGGUGUUCAACCGGAUCAAGGUUACUUCUCAUUUGCUCUUGGAUGCUUUCCAGAACAAGGAAACUACUUCCAAUCCCAGAGUGGAGUUUUAAAUCCUGCUGAGGUUAUGGUAUUUGGGAAGAGUUCAGGAGAAAUAUUUCUUCCAGUAUCAUUGAUCAUCCUUCUUCAAACCGUUCUCAUUACAAACAUUUUAUCUUGAAUUACACCAUGUACAAAUACUUAGUUCAAUAGUAAACUGUGUCAUGUAUAACCAGUAAAAUAUAGUUUUUUUUUUGA